Molecule: messenger RNA, 3894 nt
Organism: Malurus melanocephalus (red-backed fairy wren)
Lineage: Eukaryota; Metazoa; Chordata; Aves; Passeriformes; Maluridae
Gene: DYDC1
Product: DPY30 domain containing 1
Exons: 6
Coding region: 79-597 (172 amino acids)
Cellular component (GO): Set1C/COMPASS complex
Source: RefSeq, a predicted model, not a curated record
GCACCUCCGCCAGCUGCCUUUCCUACAGGGAAACAGUUCUGCUUCCUUCCAUCUCUGCCAGGGAACGACCAAAUUUGGAUGGCAUCUGAGUAUCUGAAGGAAUGCCUGGGAACUUGCUUGAAGAAGGGACUGGCAGAGGUUGUAGAGCAUCAGCCAGCAGAUCCAAUAGAGUAUCUUGCACGCUGGAUUUACAAUUACAGGAGAAAGUUAGAUGAAGAAAAACAGAGAAUGCUGGAGAGAGCUGAGCUGGAACAAGAACGGGAGGCAGCUCUAGCAGAACUUGAAAUAUUAAGAAGACAGGAAGAAGAGCAACGGAGACUUGAAGAAGAACGUCAGGCUCAGUUGGAAAGAGAACGUGCAGAGUUGGAGUUGCAAAAACAGCGUGAGGAGUUGGAAGCACAGAAUGAAGAAGAUGAAAUGCAGUCCCAUGAGGAAGAUCAAGAGGAAAAUGAAAACGCAAUAGCUGAAGAUACAGAUAGACCUGAAACACCUAGUGAAUCCAGAGAUGAGGAGCCAGAUGAGAAUGAAGAGCUUGAAAGUCAAACAGAUCCCACAACAGGAACAGAAGAAGCAGAAGAAGAAGAAAGUCCCAGCUGACCUGAAAGCAGUAAAUAUAUUUUCUACUCAUUACUUGCUGAUCCUGUAGUAUUUUGAUUUAUGUAUUUUAUAAAUAGAACUGAUUUACAUAMCUGUUUCUCCAGUGUCUGUUUUCAAGGUGUUUAUAUAAAGUCUGUUAAUUCUGACACUGAUUCUUCCUUUUUGUUCUUAAACCUUUGCCAAGCAUGGCUGACUUGGGGAAAGAAAACUGCAAUUGAAAUGAAAGCAGCAAAUAUAUUUUCGACUUAGUGCAUAUUGAAGUAACCUUAAUAAAUACAAAUACAACGAAUGUGUCAAUGUUAUUUGAGGAUAGAUGCUACAAUGUGAUAAUUUGCAUCAAUAUUAAAAGAAUGAAAUACUACUAAAAAUUAUUUUGCCAAGAAUUUGAAUGAUUUCUGAUAGAAAAAGGGAAUGCUUGACAGAUUAAAAGAUGGAGAGAGUGUUCUGGACAUCAAACUUGGUGCAAAAAUCCAAUCAGAAGAUUUUCCAAAUGUAUUUGGAAGAGRUAAAUUUAACUCUGACUCAGUAUGUACUAGAAGAUCUUGUCUCUUUGAAGUCAUGAGGAAGUCUUUGUAACACCAGGCAUCUGUUCUAGGCUUCAUUAGAUCUUUUUUUGGGUAYUGUGUGGUACUAGGUGAGCUGCAAGUGUCCACCUAUCAGUUUUGAUUAGUCUUUUCUGAAUUUUUCUUGCAUUAAAAUUAACAAAUGAAAUCUAUGUUGUCUACUAAAUACCAUUAUUUGUCACAACUUCUCUUCUAAAAAUUUAGAAAAACAUUUAGCUUGAUCCAUUGUUAUCUGUAAAACCAAGUUUUAUAAUCCUAAAAUAAGGAUUAAUUUUUGUAAGAACAGAUAUUUGUAAUCACUGGUAUCUUGGUGUAGGUUGUCAAGAACAUUCUGUGUCUGUUCAUUUUAAGUGGAAAGACAUCAACAUUAAGAAAUCCUGCACUCCCUCAAUAAAAUGUGCUUUUGUGUCUGUCUUCUACCACAGAUUAGUUGKUCAUUGCCAAUAUUGUGUAAUGAAAAUAUUUUUUAUUACAAAAUCAGAGUUAAUGCAUUUACUGCAUCCUUCCGUUUUGAGACAAAAGAGAUUUUUGUGAUAAUUUSACUUCAAUUUUUCUAUACUGUUGCUUACUGUAAGGGGUUUGGUGUCCUUGGCAAACUAUUAAAAAUAUCUAUACACCCAACAGACAAAGGUCAAUCACAUAAUAAAUGUUUUCCUGCUCUGAAUAACUUGCUUUGGUCACAUAGUUCAAACUAAGAAUAAUCUUAUAAAUUUUUAAAAAUGUGAGCACUAUUGAUUUUUUGUGUAGCAAUAUAUUGUUUUUUUUCCUUUAAAGUACUUUUAUUUAAAAAAUCCUGUGCCCAUUUCAUUGCUACAUUACUUUUUGGAUGCUGUUAAUAACUAURUCUUAUAUGAGCAAAAGAGGAAAAUCAAAAGAGGAAAAUGUCACUUACCAGGUAUAAAUACUUAGAAAUGUCUGUGUAACUUUUGGAGCAAGGAAAAACAGAACUCCUUUUGUGACAAGGUGGUCCGGCUUUGCUGUCUACAUUUAUUCUGAUUGGUAAGGGUUUGCAUUUUCUAUGCAAGUCAAGAACCUUUCCUGUGGCAUGAAUACACCCUUGUGGCUGAUAUUCCAGUAAACAGAUUUUGUCACAGUUUGAUUUUAUUUAUUAGUAACAGUUACAAUAGAACCAUUUUAAGGACACACUUUAAUACCACAGUUCUAAUUACACCUGUUAGCGCUGUGUGUGCAGCAGCUCCUCAUGCCAUUCUCAAAGGGAUGGAGUAACUGCAUAAACAGAGUUGCUUUUCUGACCCAGUAUGAAUAACUGAUUCUCAAUAUUUAGAUUAACAUUUUCAAAAAUUUGUAGCUCAUGUCCCUUUGUUUUUCAAAUCCAAUUAUAUGGACUAUGAAAAUUUCAGCCUUCAUACAGCCUUCAAAAUGUAAGACUAUUUUAAAACAUACUAGAAAGUAAUUCUAAUGACAUGUUGCUUUUCUUUUUUUAUCUUUUCAUACUAUUUGUAUCUUUGAUUUUGUUAUGUGUGUCCACUAGAGUGCAUCCUAAAUAAACACACUGGGGAAUCUGUCAGUUAAAUCCCAUGAAAACUACAACUUUUGUUUGUAAUUUUGUUUCAGUUUGUUUUUAGCUAUGACCUUUUUCUUUGUGAUCCUGCAGUCCUUUUUCCUUACUUUUUUUCUAGAGAGGAAGUUAUGGAUGGAAAAUUUUAUCAGAAAAUUACUUAGCAAGGGUCAAAAUAAAGYGGUAGAUUCCAAUUUACCUGUUUCUUUAUUGUUAGUUACAGAAAACAUUUGUUAUUAAAAUGUCAUCUAUAGGACUUAGCAUUUUUUUCAGGAUUUGAUGUGCACAGAACUGGGGCAUUAUUCUCCUUCUACAGCUUUAUAGUAAUUCUUGGAUAUGGGAYAAGAGGUAAACAGUUCUUGGCUCAAUGCUUUCUUAAGGUGCAAACCUCCCUGUAGGUAGCUUGGAAAUGUGGUUCACAAUAAAGAUGACUUCUCUUUGGUUGUCUAAACCUGAAGAGAAAUUAAGGCAGCUUAAAAUAAUUGUUGCCCUCUCUUUCUGAAUUUUCACCUUCUUUGCACYAUAGCAGCUAGAGCCUGGAACAGGAGUAGAGCACAUGACUGUUUUAGCUACUGCCCAUUAUGUGAUUUCAGAAAUGUUAACACAACUCACCUCUGCAUAAAAUAUGAAGUUGUAUGUUGGGAAAAAAAAAUCGUGAUUACUAAAUGUAACUUCAUCUGCAGCUUACACUCCCUUUGAAUACAUGUUUAUGGAAUGAAGAAGAUAGAAUUCAGAGACAGAUGAUGGAAACUGUCACUGAAAAUAAAGUGCUAAAUAUUGACAGAAGAUUUAUGAAAUCRUCAUUUUUCCUUUCUUCAGAGUAAGAGCAGUCUUGUUUAGGCUGCUAUCAGGCCAUGUGCAGAUCCUUCAGAGAACAUGCUGAUAGUAGCAUGCCCAUUCACAGCUGUUCUCAUUCCAGCAAUACUGAAGCAUAAGGAUGAAAACAGAUAUGAAGCCCAGAAUAGGAUAAAACUAUUCAGAUUAACUAUCAGUCUGCUCACAGAGGUGAAAACUCAGCUCUGCAGUGUGAGAACCUUCUCUUGCAUGGAGAACUACAUGUUGCAGCAAGCACAUUUUGAUGUUAUCUUUUAGUAGAAUAGAUUUUAUUAAGUUUGCAGUCCCCUUUAUGAUGAAUGGUUUUCCUUCAUAGUCUAAAGGAACUAACUUAUCUUUUUGUAAGCAAAAGCUUUAUACAGUAAUUUGCUAAUAGUAAUG